AUGCUGGAGAGCCACAGCAGCAGCAGGGUGUGCCUGACUCUCCCCAUGUCUCAGGUGAACUGCACCACCACAGGAGCCGAAGAGCCUCCUGCCUGUUCGGUGGCUUCGGAGAUGAUAUUGUCAUCCAGACGUCAGGAUUUGGUCUGCAUCGUGUGCUUCAGCAGCUACGACCUAGCGGCGCGGUUACCACGCAGACUGCACUGUGGCCACGCCUUCUGCCAGAUGUGCCUGAAGAGACUUGAUGCUGUCAUCAAUGAACAGGUGUGGAUUCCGUGUCCUCAGUGCCGGCAAAACACUCCUCGGCCCAGAGGUGGCGCAGCCUGUCUGGACCUGGACUUGGCCUUGUUUCUGGGAGUCAAAUCUCAGCAGACCAUCACAUCUGCACAUCCAUCCAUCUUCAGAGGGGAGGCACAGGGCGAGGCAGCGAGACAUGCCAAGUGGUUGGAGGAGAAGGAGGCAACAGAAGAUGGAUGGGCUCAUGGAGGUCUGGCUGAACCACGGUUCCAACGGUACAAAAACUGCUGCCCCCUCAUGGCCUGCUGGCUCUGCUGCUGGACCGGCUGCCCUGGGAGGGUCUAGUGGGUGUGGCUAGUGGAUGGGACAUGCACAGAUGGCAAU
Synchiropus splendidus (mandarinfish) is the source of this 618-nucleotide messenger RNA. RefSeq names its product ring finger protein 224 (gene rnf224). The record is from RefSeq and is a predicted model, not a curated record. Lineage: Eukaryota; Metazoa; Chordata; Actinopteri; Syngnathiformes; Callionymidae. The coding region runs from base 1 to 579 and encodes 192 amino acids. The transcript is spliced from 3 exons.